Monosiga brevicollis MX1 is the source of this 1788-nucleotide messenger RNA. RefSeq lists its product as uncharacterized. Bases 1 to 1788 code for a protein of 595 amino acids. The transcript is spliced from 13 exons. The record is from RefSeq and is a predicted model, not a curated record. Gene Ontology annotation, molecular function: RNA binding. Lineage: Eukaryota; Choanoflagellata; Craspedida; Salpingoecidae. Gene Ontology annotation, biological process: RNA processing. Gene Ontology annotation, cellular component: nucleus.
AUGCCCUGGUCUUCGGGGGCCAAACCUCCGAAAAAGGCGGAGGCUGUCAAGGCAUUUGCCUUCAAGGCACGCAACCCCUUUGAAGAGAAGAAGCGGGCCGAAGAAGCUCGUCGCAAGCGAGACCAAGAAGAGGCUGCGGCUUGCUUUGCAGAUUUUUUCGCUGAAUUCGCAGAUGAUGAGCCCAAGAAGGGGUUUGUGCGCGGUGGUGUCGUUAAUGAUGAUAUUUUUGGUGAAGACAUCGAGGAAGAGAACAAGCCCAAGCGCAAAAAGCCAAAGUCCAACAUGGAAAUUUUUCGCGAAAAGCUAAAGCGCGAGCAGGAACGACGCGAGGCGCGGAACGAGGCGCGGCGCGAUGAUGGAAAUGUUGAUCUUCGUGCCAGCGAUUCCCUGGCGCGAUCACUCGAUGCCACGACACCCACUGAGUCCGAAACCACGAAUUUGUACGUGAACAACCUGCCCACAACUUUCAAGGAGGACCUGCUGGCUCAGCUCUUUGGCGUACAUGGGCCGUUGGCCAGCGUCAAAAUCAUGUGGCCGCGUCACCCCUCCGAGGUGCGCGACAACCUCUGUGGCUUUGUCGCCUUUAUGCGCCGGGCUGAUGCACAACGAGCCCUGGAAAAACUGAACGGCGCCCUCGUCGAGGGGCACGAUAUCAAGACCGGUUGGGCCAAGGCCGUCCCCAUCCCUCCCAAACCCUACUAUAUCCAGCCCGAGGCCGUCAAGGAGGAUUAUGGCUUGCCCUUCAACGCACAGCCCCUAAAGCCGCCUCCGUCUGGUCGCAUCGACGAAGAAGAGCGUGCCUAUCACACUCGGCAUUCGGUAGUCCGAGUGCAAACGCCAGCGGACCCCGCUGUUCGCCAGCUCAUUCACCGUGUGAUUGAAUACGUCAUCAACCAUGGCCCUCACUUUGAAACGCUGCUCAUCCAAAGCAUUGAACGCGAUCCACAGUUGGCCUUUUUGACCGCGUUUAAGUCGCCCAAUCACGUCUAUUAUCGCUGGAAGCUCUUCUCUCUCCUGCAGGGCGAGGACCCCGACUCCUGGAAAGAGACCAAGUUUCGCAUGUAUGAGGACGGCCCGUGGUGGAUACCGCCGGGCAUGGACAAGACUGGCACAUCCUCACGCAGUCAUCUGACACCCAGUGAAAGAGAUGAGCUUGAGAAUCGCCUGCAAAACAUGACGACGGAACGCCGGGACAUUGGCGACACCAUGUGGUUCUGCAUGAUGCACUCCGAGGCCUUCCAGGAGAUUGUGGAUGCGAUCGAAGAAUCCUUGACAAUGCUCGAAACACCCAUCUCGCUCAAGGUGGCGCGCCUAUUUCUCAUCUCCGACAUUCUUCACAAUAGCACUGCCAAGGUGAAGAAGGCCGGUUUUUUCCGCCUGCAGCUACAAAGCAAGCUUGAGAACAUCUUUUAUCACCUGCACCUGGCCUACCGUGCCAUCACAGGCCGCCUUCGCGCCGAGCAAUUUCGGAAACACGUCAUCUCGUGCCUCAAUGUUUGGCAACAAUGGACCAUCUAUCCCCGCGACUUUCUCGAUGGUUUACACAAGAUAUUCCACGAGGGUCGUGAAGACCAGGCAUCAAACGCGGAUGCUGGUACAGGACCAGCGCAGGACCCGAAGAUUGUCGAGGAGGACGUGGAUGGUGUGCCGCUAGAAGACGAGGAUGAGGACGUGGACGGCGUACCGAUGGAGGAAGAUGAUGACGAUGACGGCGUAGACGGCAAGCCAUUGGAGGAGGAAGACGAUGACGAUGACGACGUUGAUGGCCAGCCGCUGGAAGAGGAAUAG